AUGUCGGACAAAAGUGACUUAAAAGCAGAACUGGAGCGCAAGAAGCAGCGCCUCGCCCAGAUAAGGGAGGAGAAAAAGCGAAAAGAAGAAGAAAGGAAGAAGAAAGAGGCAGAGAGCCAGCAGAAAACAGAGCCCACCUCAGAGGACUCGGACUUGGACCGCAAGCGUCGAGAAACCGAGGCCCUGCUGCAGAGUAUCGGCAUUUCACCCGAGCCUCCUUUAGGUCUUUAUCUCCUUCAUAGACUUAACCUUACAACUCGCAUUUUCAUUAUUUCAGUGCCAAAUCCAUUGUCCCCAUCCAAAUCAAUGAGCACACCCAGUGAAACGGAGAGUCAGGAUUCAGCUGAUGGCGGAGCAGCAGGCAGGACCCUGCAAUGGGACACAGACCCUUCUGUGCUACAACUGCAAGCCGAUUCUGAGCUUGGACGAAGGAUGCAGAAGCUGGGGGCCUCCAAGAUCACACAAGUUGAUUUCCAACCAAAAGAAUUGGUCUUAUACAGCAAAGAGACACAAACACCGCUCACUGCUCAUCUAUCUGAAGAGGAGGAAGAUGAGGAUGAAGAACUCAUGGAAACCAAGACAGGCCUGGAGUCGGAACCGCAGGAUGAAGAUGAGAAGGAAAUGAUUAAAAAGCUUCCGCCAAGCUCUUUCCCUGUGCUGCGGGAGUUGACGGAGGAGGAGAGGCAGCAAAUCCUCCACUCGUCAGAGUUUCAGAAUUUCUUCGACUGCAGCAUCCGGGUGAUGGAGAGAGCUUUGGCCGAAAGUGGCGAUAUCUUCUUCGACUACAGCGGCAGAGCCCUGGAAGACAAAGACGGGGAUCUGGCAGGAGGCUCCAGCUUGUGCUUCACCCGACUUUUCUACGAUGAACAUUGGUCAAAACAUCGUGUCGUCACCUGUCUUGACUGGUCCCCUCAAUAUCCAGAGUUGCUCGUCGCCUCCUACAACAACAACGAAGAUGCUCCCCAUGAACCAGAUGGCGUCGCCCUCGUAUGGAACAUCAAAUUCAAAAAGGCCACACCGGAGUACAUCUUUCAUUGUCAGUCUCCGGUGGUGUCGGUGGGUUUUGCCAGAUUUCACCCAAACCUCGUGGUGGGUGGGACCUACUCGGGCCAGAUCGUAUUGUGGGACAACCGCAGUCAUAGACGGACCCCGGUUCAGAGGACGCCACUGUCCGCUGCUGCACACACUCACCCCGUUUACUGCGUCAAUGUAGUUGGCACUCAGAACGCCAACAACCUGAUCACCGUUUCUACAGAUGGAAGGAUGUGCUCUUGGAGUUUGGACAUGCUUUCUCAGCCCCAGGAGAGCAUGGAACUCGUGUAUAAUAAAUCCAAACCAGUAGCAGUGACCGCAAUGGCCUUCCCGACAGGAGAUGUUAACAACUAUGUAGUAGGUAGCGAAGAAGGAACUGUUUACACUGCAUCCAGACAUGGCAGUAAGGCGGGGAUCUGCGAGAUGUUUGAAGGCCACCAAGGGCCUGUGACGGGGAUCAGCUGUCACAACGCUGUAGGCACUGUGGACUUUUCCCACCUGUUUAUCACUUCCUCCUUUGAUUGGACGGUCAAAUUGUGGAGCACGAAGCAAAACAAACCUCUCUACUCUUUUGAGGACAACGCCGACUACGUCUAUGAUGUGAUGUGGUCGCCCGUGCACCCCGCAAUCUUCGCCUCGGUGGACGGCAUGGGCCGCCUCGAUCUGUGGAACCUCAACAACGACACGGAGGUACCGACAGCCAGCGUGACGAUCGAAGGCGCGUCGGCGCUCAACAGAGUGCGGUGGUCAUCCGGAGGGAAAGAAGUGGCCGUGGGUGACUCGGAAGGCCGAGUGUGGGUCUACGAUACUGGAGAGAUGUCGGUGGCCCGUAACGACGAAUGGAGCCGCUUUGCCCGCACGCUAAUGGAGAUCCGCGCCAACCGCGCAGAUGGCGAGGAGGAGGGGCCUAUGGAGCUGGCGUCAUAG
This is a messenger RNA of Nerophis lumbriciformis (worm pipefish), 1959 nucleotides long. The record is from RefSeq and is a predicted model, not a curated record. Lineage: Eukaryota; Metazoa; Chordata; Actinopteri; Syngnathiformes; Syngnathidae.